AUGUUUGCUCCCACAGGGACCUCCACUUCUAGCCAGGGCUUCCGGGUCACACUCAAGCGAGCGGACUCGGGCCAGAACUUGACCCGGCUCGACCGCCUCCGCCGCGGACUCGACCGAGACAACGCCAGGCUCCGAAACCUGCCUGAAGCCGCCGGUGACGUCAGCACCCCGGUCGUGUUCGACCAGUACGAGUUCCUCUUCGACCUAGCCAUCGGCACACCUCCGGUGACUUUCUCGGCGAUCCUGGACACCGGCAGCGACCUCAUAUGGACCCAGUGCGCCCCCUGCGUCAACUGCUACCCUCAGAACACACCGAUUUUCGACCCGGCUCGAUCCUCGUCCUUCUCCAAGCUCCCUUGCUCCAACCGCUUCUGCUCCUUUUUCGCCAACCCCUGCGGAAACGACGGCGCAUGCAACUACGUGUACCCCUACUUCGACGAAUCAGUAACCAAAGGCGUCCUGGCGACCGAAACGCUGUCGUUUGGUGGCGCCGGUGGUGGGAAACUUCCAGGGAUCGCGUUCGGGUGCGGGCGGGACAAUACUGGGGACUUGAACCUGGGAGGUGGGCUCGUGGGCUUGGGCCGAGGCCCAUUGUCACUCGUCUCGCAACUCAAGGAGCCCAGGUUCGCGUACUGCUUGCCUUCGGUCGACAUCCCCAACGCCAGGGGUACGCUCACGCUGGGAUCUCUGGCAGGGCUGGGAAACGGCGCCGCGCUGGCCAAAACGACGAGAUUGCUCAGGAACCUUCAGAAGCCGACGUUCUACUACCUUGCGUUCCAAGGAAUCUCGGUCGGUGGGACCCGGCUGCCCAUCGAUCCGUCGGUGUUCGCCAUCCAGGUGGACGGCAGCGGCGGGCUGGUAAUCGAUUCGGGGACGACGUACAUGCGGCUGAGGCAGCCGGCUUUCAACGUGGUGAAGGAGGCGUUCAAGGCGCGGGUCGGCCUGCCGGCUGACGAGUCGCGGUCGACGGGGCUGAGCCUGUGCUUCGUCACGGAGGGGAACUCGGCGAUCAGGGUGCCGAGCCUGGUGCUGCAUUUUGAAGGGGCGGACGUGGAGCUCCCGAAGGAGAAUUACAUGGUUGAGAUUCCUGGGAGGGCGUGCCUGGGGAUACUGGGAAAUACUGCGCUGUCGAUUCUGGGGAAUGUUCAGCAGCAGAAUUUCGUGGUGCUUCAUGACCUUGUGGAGGGGACGGUGUCGUUUCUGCCGAGCAAGUGUCGUUGA
Linum tenue is the source of this 1221-nucleotide messenger RNA. Lineage: Eukaryota; Viridiplantae; Streptophyta; Magnoliopsida; Malpighiales; Linaceae. The record is from the annotation of a GenBank genome assembly.